Molecule: messenger RNA, 2367 nt
Organism: Recurvomyces mirabilis
Lineage: Eukaryota; Fungi; Ascomycota; Dothideomycetes; Mycosphaerellales; Teratosphaeriaceae
Exons: 4
Coding region: 1-2367 (788 amino acids)
Cellular component (GO): nucleus
Source: RefSeq, a predicted model, not a curated record
AUGCAUCAGCAGGGCGAGAGAAGAGAUAGCAAGACCUUCGUAGUCGUCGACGAAGACUGCGGCAUACCAGCUUCGAUCGUGGAGAACUAUCGAGCUUCACCCGACAACGGGGCCACGGCCCAAUCCGACCCUCGAAGCUAUCUGCUUUCCAUGUCGGAGUUCAACAAGCAGCAGGGUUACGACGAUGUGUACGAAUACAAUCCCACCACACGAUCCGAACACGGGCAAGACUACACCAGUUUCGGGGCCCAGCCGACCUUCACAAGCCAGUAUGUAGGCACUCAGGCGCAGGUACCAUCCGGUCUACCUCAGUCAACUGCACUCUCCCUGGUGCCAUCUGCUCAACAAUACAGCGGCCCGCAUGAUCCCAUCUACCAGGCGCAGAACGAUCAGCAGUAUGUACAACAUCCUGCAUAUCUCGACACGCCUCCGCGUCAAGCUCCGGAGAUAAUCAACAUUACGCCACGUUCCGGCUACCAAGGCACCAGAGUCACUGUUCACUUCCGAUCGAUCUACGACCUCGACAAUCCACCAAUCCGAGCCUUCUUGAUGUUCGGCACCCGUAGGUGCGAGAGCCAACUCGACAAGACCAGCUAUCAAGACGGCAUGUAUCAGUACGCUAUCACAGCGGACGCUCCGUCGUUGUCGAUGUCAAACUCACCGUCGCCGACUCCACUGCAUCUGCUGUUCGACAGUGAUCUCGUAAACUGGGAGCAGUCGACACUCGAGAUUGGCGACUUCUUGUACCUCACCGCACCGUCUUACAGCUAUCCGGCCGACUCCCCUCAGAGCACCACCAGAAAGCGGAAGUUGUCGGAACAAGUAUCUCCUCGACGUUCACCUACCAAGAAGCCAUCGUAUGCUCAGCUCGCUGCACCUUCUCGUCAGCUCACCCAGUCAUACCCGAACACCAGCCCUGCUGCCAACUCAGCAUCGGCUUUUCGACGUCCUAGUCUCCCAGACGCCUACUCACAGGUCCGCCGAGCCAGUACAGACUACCAUCACCCAUACAGUGCACCAUUGCCCGUUUCCCAGCAGCAGCAGUACUAUGGACCGGUGUCAGCGCAGACAACGCCGUCACUACACGCUGUGCAGACACCAUCAUGGGCUUACCCGCAUAGCGUCCAGAUGGCUCGCAGUCCUUCUGGUGCCAGCUUGUCGGCUAGCGGACGUUCUGCUCACCUUCUGCCGUCGCCCGGUGGUGUCAGUAACCCACCGCUUGUUCGUACCUCGACUCUGUCUCAAUCUCCAAGCACGCCAGCGACCUCAACUGCGAGUUUCAACCCGUACGCUAUCUAUCCAUCGAACGCAAAGGCACUACUCAAGCUCGAUGGAGAGCUGGGUCAUAUGGUCAACGACUGGAGCAAAGAAGAGUGGGAUGUGCAGCGACGACUGGUACAAUUUCGACGGAGCCAAACAGGCAGUGUGAUCACCGCCAACUUCGAGCCAGUCACGCCUGAGACCCGCGCACCUAACAGUAUCUGUGUGAGCUGCAUCUGGUGGCAGGAGAAGAAUGAGUGCUAUGUGACUAGUGUGGACACCAUCCAGCUCCUCGAAGCACUCGUCGCCGUCCGCUUCACGGUCGAGGAGAAGAACCGCAUCCGCCGCAACCUUGAAGGCUUUCGUCCAGCAACAGUUUCGAAAGCAAAGCAAGAUAGCGAGGAAUUCUUUAAGCUGAUCAUGGGUUUCCCGAGCCCCAAGCCGCGCAACAUCGAGAAAGACGUGAAGUCCGCGAGCUAUUCCUCCACCGCUGGGGCGCUGCACACACCCGCAGGAUCAAGCUACACAUCUACCAUCAGCAGAGCCUCAGACGCCGGCUUCGACACCUCGUACUCGCACGGUAUCUCUCCGAGAUCGAGCGCGAGCUCGUCGGCCGCCGCCCAUCAUGCAGCCGCUGUCUAUGCACCCGCUCACACCAUGGGCAACAUAGGCUACUCGCCACACACACCGAGCCUUCUUGGAUCAGCUGCUGGUCUCGGCAUCGGGCCGUCAGGUGCUCAAGGCUCGGACAUGCGCCUUGCCGUGCCCGUCCCCGCCCCCGGCCCCGUCGCAUUAGCAGCUGCCACACAACAAGCAGGCCAUGGUCAAACGACAUCCUGGCACCAACCUGUAUCGCAUUACGCGGACAUGUCUUUGACCGCUACGACGCAACAGCAGAAUCGUACGGCGUGGGAUUACAACUCUUUCAUGGGUAGCUCGCCUGCGACUGGUAUGCCCGGAUCUGUGCCGGCGUACAACUAUGCUACGCAGCAACAUGCUACUUCACAUUUGCCUUCUUUGACUGCCCAACCCACCAUGGCCACAGAAGCCCGCUUUGUGCCCUUGCACGAUUACGAGCAGCAGGGUCAGCCGACCUCGACAGCUUGA